Molecule: messenger RNA, 622 nt
Organism: Amblyraja radiata (thorny skate)
Lineage: Eukaryota; Metazoa; Chordata; Chondrichthyes; Rajiformes; Rajidae
Product: gastrula zinc finger protein XlCGF49.1-like
Exons: 2
Coding region: 173-622 (149 amino acids)
Biological process (GO): regulation of transcription by RNA polymerase II
Cellular component (GO): nucleus
Molecular function (GO): DNA-binding transcription factor activity, RNA polymerase II-specific; RNA polymerase II cis-regulatory region sequence-specific DNA binding
Source: RefSeq, a predicted model, not a curated record
GUCACGUGACGCCGCGGCCCAAGAUGGAGCCGAUCCGCACUGGACGGGUUUAGGAGCCGUUGCUGUGGACGGAGUGACAGGGACGUGAGCGGACAUUGAGCGCGGCCAGGGUGCCAGUGAGCCCACCCCCCCCCCCCCCCCCCCAUCUGCUGGGUGUAUGGGCUGAGCUUCAAUGGAGGACCACAUGAUGGUGCACAACAAGGAGAAGCGCUAUGAGUGUGACGUGUGUGGCAAGACCUGGCAGAGCCCGAGCCGGCUGGAGUCCCACCGACGGGUGCACACGGGAGAACGCCCCUUCGAUUGCUUGGAGUGCGGCAAGAGCUUCACCUUCAAUAGCCAGCUGCAGCGGCACAACCUCGUGCACUCCGGCGAGAGGCCCUUCACCUGCUCCGACUGCGGCAAGAGCUUCAAGACGGCGAAUGAGCUGAAGAGACACCGGCGGAUGCACACGGGUGAGAAGCCCCAUGGCUGCUCCACCUGCGGCAAGAGCUUUGCCCAGUUGUCGGUGCUGCAGGUGCACCGGCGGGUGCACAGCAGUGAGCGGCCCUUCACCUGCUCCGAUUGCGGCAAAGGCGCAGUCGGCACCAGUGCUGAAGAAGCACCAGCGUGUGCACACCAGUGA